AUGAGCGCGAAGCCGCCCCCAGCGUUUCUCAAGAAGGGGGGGCCGCCUCUCCCCAAAUCGGUGAAGCCCUUUGGCAAACCCCCCGUCAAACCGCCCUUCCUGCUGAAGCACAAGGGGAAGCCCCCAGCGGCGCUCCUGAAGGGAAAGUCCGAGGAGACAGUCGACAGUGCCCCGAGUGGACGGAGUAGCCUAAGUGAACAGAAUGCACCGGGCGGUGAGGACCCCCCGAAAGAGAACGCACUGGAGAUAAGGAGCAAAGCAAUCAAGCCGAAAAUAAAAGUCCCCGAACUGAAGUUUAAGUGGAAGGAGGGGAAGGCAAAGGUGAAGCCUCCCCCCAAGGUUACCCCGCUGGGGGGGAAAGCGGCUGCACUGAGCGACGCUCAAUCGGAGGAAGACUCCCCUCUGAGUGAGGCCCACUUGGUGAAGCCAGCCAAGCCAAUGAUGAAGCCAUCCAAGCUGAUGAUGAAGCCGUCCAAGCCGAUGAUGAAGCCGGCCAAGACGAUGGUGAAGCCAUCCCAGCCGAUCAAAUCUGGCGCGCUAGAAUUCGUUAAGGCACCCAAAGGGGUGAAGCCCAAAGUGAGCCUCUCAGAUUUGAAGCUCAAAGGAUUAGGCGAGAAGGGUAAAGCGGAAAAGGGGGAGACUGGAAGGAGCUCCAUCCCUGUGGGGUUGGCUUCCCAAUCAGGGGUAGAAGCAACGGGGGUGGAAGAAGCGGAGCAGACAGAGAUAGGCAAAGGCGAACCGAAUGAUAGUGGCUCCCUCGGGGGAAGAGACGAAACGGGAAGAAUCAAAAGGGUGAUGCACAUGAGCAAGUACAUUGACAGUGGCAACGUUGUUAAUCAGUUGAGAGGCCAAGGUGGGAAUGCAACGCAGGUAGUGAAGGUCAAAGGCGGGGGGGGACCCACUGGUUCAUCCCCCGGGGAUGCUGGGAAAGGGAAGCUCCCCCCACCUUCCUUUGCAAAGUACAAGGAAAAGAAAUCCAAUUCGAUUGCAAAAGAAGAGAACGAAGAGGUGGUGCAGAAGUGCAGCGCGUCCUUCUCGGGUGAAGUGACCAAAGGGGGAGGACGCACGCUCAAGGGGUUGCCUGCAAAGGGGUUACCUCUAAAAGGGUUGCCUUUAAAAGAAUCGCCGUCAAAGGGAUCCCCCCCAAAGGGGUUACCUCUAAAAGGGUUGCCUUUAAAAGGAUCACCCCCAAACGGGCCACCCCCCAGCAGCACCGCGAACGCCCCCAAGGAGGGGGAACCAAACAAACCAGCAGACACACACGAGCGUACGCACGAGCGCACAGAUGGCCCCCGCGUGAUGGUUGGCGUGUCCGACGCAGCCGGCAAACAAACGGUGGGCCCCCUGUCGACGUCCAGAACAAGCACACUCAUGCAGGACACCCAUUAUCUAAAUGCCUUUUCCAGGCUAGACGGGAACUACGUGGGCAAGGUCACCGGGCCGGCAUCACCGAUUGAUUGCAGCGAUAAGAAGCCCCAACGUCGUGGGGGGCAGAAGGACUUGGAGCAGAUGACACCGAGAGGAGGGAGGCCACCUAGUGUGUACCCCCCCUCAGCAGCGGUUGGAGAGUACCCCCACGGUGGAAACUUCCUUCCUUUCUUUAACUAUAACAGUGAGGUAUUUCGAGGAGGGAUGGGGACUGGCUGCCCUAUGUUCUUCCCUCCUGGGUGGUACUACCUCCCCAUGGGCACACAUGGCGACUCCGGUUGGGUGGGCCCAGCAGAAGUGGCAGCAGGUCAAGUGGACGCAGAUCGGCUCACCACCUAUGGGGAACAAACGGGGAGAGCAAAUGAAAGGGGGAAGAAGAAGAGAGGCAGUCGAGCAGGUAACCCAACAGUGGGAGGGGGAAGAAGGCAAAGCGAUACGCUUAUCGCUGCUGGGCACUUGAAGCCGCUGCAGUUUAGGGAGGGAGUCGAAUGGAGCAGCGAGGAGGAGAAGUACCUCAACGCAGAUGUAACUAUGGAGGAGGAGCGUCGAGAGAGGAAGAAGAAGGAGAGGAGGGGAAGGGGCAGGGGGGUCGGCGGCUCCAUUGGGGAUUCCAAGUGGUACGAAAUUGAGCGUCGCCUGAACAACUGCCGGGGGGUCAUCCAGGAGAGCGAGGCGGAAGGCGAAGCGGAAGACGAAGCGGAAUAUGAAGCAGGAGCGGGGCAGGAAGACGAGGCGAACCCUAGCUACUACACAGACUGCAGCGAGGCCGCGGACAGCUGCGGUGAGGACACGAAGUACGUCGACGGGGUGCGCAGCGAGGGCCACUACGAGGGGGAUACCGACUGUGGGGAGGAAGCGGGUGGGAAGAGGAGCCUCACAAAAAACGGUCAGCGGAGGGAUGACCAGCGGAGGAACGGCCGGAGGAGGACCCCCCUGGAGGAAAGCCACCCCUUUGACGACGACAGCAUUUAUAAGAAUUACAAAGUAGGGUACCUGCGGGAGGGGCGGAAGUGGGCAAACGAGGGUCUGCGCCGGGGGGGUGGGGAGGCCCCCUUUAAGAAGACCCCCCAUGAAGAGGUCCCCCGUGAGACCCCCCUUAAGAAAACGCACAGAGAACGCCUGAACCGCAUCGCCCACCUGUUCCUCCCAAAAAAUAAAAAGCACGAAAAUGCAUUUGACCUCUCCUUGAGCUUCUCCCAAAUAUCCGAAGGAGACAAAGACGACAUAAUUCGGAUGCUUUUUGCAUGCAGAGAUUUGGAGAGGCUAAUAGAAGAGCAGCACUGCGUUUUGGAUAUGCUGGAAAAUGACUUACGAGAGGUGAAUGCCUCGUUGAAAAUGCCACCCUCGUGGAGUAACUUCAACCAUUUUGAGGUACUCCAGGAGAGCAUCCUCCAGUCGGAAGGCGGUCAAGGUGUACCACUAAAUAACACUCCUUUUUUUAUUAAGGGGAAAGUGGCCUUGAUUCCCAAAAAUUUGGACUCCUUCUUCGACAAGGCGGCGGUGGCGGCGACGAAGGCGAACGCGGCGAAAGCGGCGAACGCAGCCAACGCGGCCAAUGUGGCGGGCGCCCCCCCUUCCGGUGCCUACUCGCAGCCCGAGGGCCCCCCCUCCAACAGCAAGUACAUGCCCAAGUUCGCCAAGGCCAAGGUGAAGCCGAAGGUGUCGCUGCUGCUGAAGAGGGGCGCGUGA
Messenger RNA from Plasmodium vivax (malaria parasite P. vivax), 3117 nucleotides. RefSeq lists its product as hypothetical. The transcript is spliced from 2 exons. The coding region runs from base 1 to 3117 and encodes 1038 amino acids. The record is from RefSeq and is a predicted model, not a curated record. NCBI's taxonomy places the organism in Eukaryota, Apicomplexa, Aconoidasida, Haemosporida, Plasmodiidae.